This is a messenger RNA of Symsagittifera roscoffensis, 1530 nucleotides long. Its product is annotated as TBC1 domain family member 16-like. Gene Ontology annotation, biological process: activation of GTPase activity. The coding region runs from base 1 to 1530 and encodes 509 amino acids. The record is from RefSeq and is a predicted model, not a curated record. The transcript has a single exon. Gene Ontology annotation, cellular component: early endosome. NCBI's taxonomy places the organism in Eukaryota, Metazoa, Xenacoelomorpha, Acoela, Convolutidae. Gene Ontology annotation, molecular function: GTPase activator activity.
AUGAACUUAUUUGUAUUUUAUUUUUUCAGCAACACUAGCUUUGCCGUGAGCUCUUCGACUAGCUCUCCUAGUUCCAACUCACAGCAGUUCACUUACAGCAGUGAAGACAAGGUGACUUUCAGCGCAGGAUUGGCGGAAGAGAGGUCAACGAGAGAGAACCUAGUGGGAGUUAUGUCCGCAGAUUUGAACCAGAUGAGAUCUAUUCGCAUGUUUUUCUCAGACGAGCGAGAGACGAGUGGUCAAUUGGUGAUCGCAAGUUGUGAGUCACAGUAUAAAAUAUUCCAUUUUCACAACGGAGGACUUGACAGGUUGUCGUCCAUUUUGAAGUCGUAUCAAAACUGCUCGGAAAAGUCGCAGUACAGGGAAGACACAGGGCUUUGUUUUGAGUUUAGUGUCUCAAGUUUAACUCUGCCUUACUCCGAUUGUCAUAAAGAGGAGGGAAAGUAUGCAAAACUUACUCGGGAAAUGUGGUUGCAGUAUAUAAGCGAGAACGGCGUGAUCGAAAACGACAAGGAACUCCGAAAGCAUGUCUUUUUUGGAGGGGUCGACCAGUCUAUCCGUCGGGAGGUGUGGCCUUUUCUUCUGCAUUAUCUCUCAUUUCAACUCACGACUGCAGAACGAGCUGAAAUUUGUCGCGUGAAAGCAAAACAGUAUCAUGAAAUACAGAAACGAAGAGGAUCUAUGAGUGAAGCUGAUAUGGAGGUUUUCUGGCGUACAAUUCAGACGAUCGUGGAUAAAGAUGUGGUUAGAACGGACAGAAACAACCCUUUCUUCAAAGGGGAAUCGAACCCAAAUCUUCAACUUAUGAGAAGCAUACUACUGAAUUACGCAGUUUAUAACCCUAUUGUGGGCUACAUGCAAGGGAUGUCUGAUCUUCUCGGGCCGUUGUUAGUGGAAUUGAGGAACGAAUCGGAUGCGUUUUGGUGUUUUGUCGGUCUGAUGCACGCUACGAUAUUCAUAUCAAGUCCUACAGAUGAUGACAUGGAGUUGCAGUUGAUGUUGGUAAGAGAACUCAUCAAGAUUUUCUGUCAGGAUUUCUAUCAACACUUGGACUUUAUGGGGGACGACUCUUUGGAGCUGUUGUUCUGUCAUAGAUGGAUCUUACUGUGUUUCAAAAGAGAGUUCUAUGAGCAGGAUGCUCUGAGGAUCUGGGAAUGUUGCUGGUCCCGAUACGAAACAGACUACUUUCACUUAUUCGUUUGUGUGGCUAUUAUUAAAAUAUACGGCGACGAUGUGUAUCAGAAGAACCUGUCAGCCGACGACGUUCUGCUUCAUUUUAAUACUCUAGCAAUGCAUAUGAGUGUUGAUCUGGUUCUAAAGGUAGCAAGAGGCUUGGUUUAUCAGUUCAAAACUCUAACUACAAUACCAUGUGUGCUGCAAACUAUGUACCAAAGUGCAGAUUUGUAUACUACCUCUUUGCCUAUCAAUGUAAUUUGUGUGCAUAGAAACAAUCAUAGUAGCAAUUUCAGCACUUGUCCCUUCGAUAAACAGAAGAUUACUUCUGUUAAGAAUUAUUUUAAGGUGAAUUAA